AUGACAGCCCUUGCUGCCGAUAACACCGCCGCCGUCGCCGAGGUGGCCCGGCCGGGUGAGGCCGAGGACAUCAGCGAGAAGACGACUAAUAUCACCAAGACCAAGGAGGGCGCGCCUGAGUCGCCCGAGAUCGAUGCGAUUCCACCUACCUACGAUAAGGAAAGCAGCCAGAGCAAGGACGAUGCCAGCGACGAUGCCAUCAUCGUCACCGGCGCCGAUGCGGCCGUUCAUCUGCUCUCCCUGAGGGACGACGGAGGACAGGCCCUGACCUUCCGCAGCAUCCUGCUCGCCACCAUCCUGUCGGCGUUUCAGGCCGUCAUGUACCAGAUCUACACGUUCAAACCCACCGCCAUCACCAUCCAGGGCACCUUCAUUGUCCUCAUCGCCUACUUCCUGGGCAACGGCUGGGCCGCCCUCCUGCCGCGUGGCGACAGGCUCCUGGCGAGAUGGAGAGAGCCGGGGGGCCAGGGCCGACCUCCGCUCUGGAUCACGCUCGCCAACUUCCUCAACCCAGGCCCCUGGAACCUCAAGGAACACGCCAUCUGCGCCAUCACGGCCACGUCGGCGUCCAACGCGGCCGCGAGCGUCCAGGUCUUCGCCGCCCAGGACCUCUUCUACGACCUGCCGCUCAGCGCCACCACCGUCGUCUUGGCCGUCAUCUCCAUCGGCCUUUUCGGCUACGGCUUGUGCGGCAUCAUGCGCCCCGUCGCCGUCUGGCACGUCGAUGCCGUCUACUGGAGCAACCUGCCCACUGUCAAGACCCUCCAGGGGCUCCACUGGGAGGACGUAAAGAACUCCAAGCCCCUCCGCUGGUUCUGGUACAGCUUUGUCGGCAUGUUCUUUUACGAAUUUCUGCCCGCCUACAUCUGGCCCUGGCUCAAUGCCAUCUCCAUACCCUGCCUCGCUGCCAUGCACACCGUCGGCAAGAAGGCCGCCGUCCUCACCAACCUCUUUGGAGGCUCCAUCAAUAACGAGGGCCUCGGCCUCUUCUCGAUCUCCCUCGACUGGCAAUACAUCACCUCCUUCAACACCGCGCUUCCCCUCCCCCUUCAGGCCCACGCCGCUUUCGGGUACCUGGUCUGCUAUGCCGCCAUGCUUGGUAUCUACUACACCAACGCCUGGGGCGCCAAGUCGCUCCCCUUCAUGUCCACCCGCCUCCGGUCUCAGGACGGCGGCACCUAUCCUACCGCCGAGGUCUUUGUCGGCGGCGUGCUCGACCGAGAAGCAUUCCAAAAAUACGGCAUCCCUCGCCUGACGGGUUCCUUUGCUUAUUCCCUGUUUAUGGCAAACGCUGCGAGCACCAUCCUCUACUCUCGCUACGGCAAUGGCAUCGCCACCAACAAUCUUUCCAAGAUGUUGGCCGGCCUAAUCCUCCCUGAACGCCCUAUCGGAAACAUGUACUUUGCGUGCUGGUCGCACAACGUCAUCGCAAACUGCGUCAACUUGUCUGGCGACCUCAAGAUGGGCGAGUAUCUCAAGAUUCCACCCCGAGUCAUGUUCCUCACCCAGGUGUACGGCACCAUCUUGGGUGGCUUCAUUAACUACGCCGUCAUGAUCUCCAUCGUGGGCGGGAACCGGGAACUCCUGGCCAACACGGACGGCAACAGCUCCUGGAGCGGCGCCAACAUGCAGUCCUACAACACCAACGCCACCUCGUGGGCGCUGGCCAAGUACAUGUUCACCUCGGGCGCCACCUACUUCAAGGUGCCCAUCGGUCUGGCCAUCGGCUUUGGCAUCGUCAUCCUGCACCGCAUCUUUGCACAUUUUGUGCCCAAGAUCCGGUCCUUCUCCGUCUACGACAUCAACAUGCCCCAGUUCAUCCAGUACGCAGGCUACAUCCCCUACAACGCGUCGCAGACGUGCGUCCUCCUGAGCCAGGUCCUGUCGGGCUUCUACGUCCAGUACUGGCUGCGCAACUACCGCCCACGCAUCUUCCGCGACUACUCGUACCUCAUCACGGGCGCCUUCGACGGCGCCGCCCUCUUCGCCCUCUUCAUCCUCUCCUUCGCCGUCUUCGGCGCCGGCGGCCGCUCCGUCCCCUUCCCCAAGUGGUGGGGCAACAACGUCGAUGGGUACUACGACCUCUGUCCCGUGCCCGAAGAGUGA
This is a messenger RNA of Thermothelomyces thermophilus ATCC 42464, 2106 nucleotides long. RefSeq lists its product as uncharacterized. Lineage: Eukaryota; Fungi; Ascomycota; Sordariomycetes; Sordariales; Chaetomiaceae. The transcript has 6 exons. The record is from RefSeq and is a predicted model, not a curated record. Gene Ontology annotation, molecular function: oligopeptide transmembrane transporter activity. Gene Ontology annotation, biological process: transmembrane transport. Bases 1 to 2106 code for a protein of 701 amino acids.